Molecule: messenger RNA, 957 nt
Organism: Saxophila tyrrhenica
Lineage: Eukaryota; Fungi; Ascomycota; Dothideomycetes; Mycosphaerellales; Extremaceae
Gene: atg5
Product: Autophagy protein 5
Exons: 2
Coding region: 1-957 (318 amino acids)
Biological process (GO): cellular response to nitrogen starvation; autophagosome assembly; nucleophagy
Cellular component (GO): cytoplasm; Atg12-Atg5-Atg16 complex; phagophore assembly site membrane
Molecular function (GO): Atg8-family ligase activity
Source: RefSeq, a predicted model, not a curated record
AUGCCUGCGUCCGCCAGUCGACUCGCCGAUCUUCAGAAGAGGGUAUGGACCGGCAGCAUACCACUCGAGAUCCGCCUUGCAGCAUCAGAUUGCCGAACCUACGAUGAAUCUGAACCAUACCUGGUGCAGUGUCCGAGACUGUCGUAUCUAGCUUUCUUGCUCCCCAGGCUACACGCUUUCCUGUCCCCAAGCCUCAUCAACCCGGACGUCCAACCACAUGAUGCUUGGUUCUCCUUCGAGGACGUGCCUUUGAAGUGGCAUUAUCCUCUAGGAUUGCUAUAUGAUCUCUUCUCUGGAGCGGAUCCUGUGACUCUCGAUGGUUCAGGAGAAGCAGGUCCAAUAUCGCCAGGGAACACGCGCGCUUCGCCACUACCAUGGCGGCUUGAGGUCCACUAUACCGAUUAUCCAGACGAUCAGCUUAUUCGACUGGACGCCGAUGGAAGAGCGUUGUUGGAUUCCUACAUCAACGCUGUCAAGGAAGCCGACUACAUCAGAAACGGCACCGCCAGGAUGGUGAUGUCGUUGGGCAAGGAUGACUCGGACAAUCUGUGGCGAGCGGUGCAGCAUCAUGAUCUCGCCCUCUUCAACAGUAUCAACAACAAGCUGCUAUACCCACCAGGAAUGGAGCUACGUCAUGUGCCUAUGAAGAUCUACCUUCCCAACUCUGCUAAUCCAACGGCGUCGGACACUAUCAACGAGGAGACAAGAGCUGCUGGCCACAUCCGAGUCGUGCAGUCUUUGGUGCCACUUCAGCUUCCGUCGAAGCAGCCUCAGACCAUGGGAACCGCGCUGAACAGCAUAUUGCCUGCCAUCUUUCCGAGUCGAAGGAACCCGCUUCUAGCUCAGCCGGUGCUGCAUGGGACGGUCGUUCCUUUAGCUGCGAACGUCGAGGAGCUCGGAAAAGCUGCUGCAUAUCCGGACGGCUUCCUGCAUGUCGCUGUUGUUAUGCUUGGGUGA